GCUGCAGGAGAACUAUCAUUCUCAUGCAUUCAUUGAGAGGAGCUGUGGGUCCGCAGAGACCCAUUUUUGUUAGUGCUUUUUUUUCCCCUUCUUCUGCCGUCUUGCUUUGCACCGAGUCAGACUUUGUUCAGCACAAUAAAAGCAGUGAGUCGCCCGACCAUUCUCAGCCACCCCUUCUGGUGUGUUGGGGGAUUUCUCUUUAUGAGGGCAUUCCAUCGAAAGUGGGCAAGUCUUCCUGAUCUGUGACAUAUCGUCGAGCGAUGAUAUGAUGACGUGAAUGCCCGCACCAUUUCCCAAAAAUACAGUCCAUAAGGAAUGAAGUUAAAAUGAUCGCGG
Aspergillus uvarum CBS 121591 is the source of this 336-nucleotide messenger RNA. RefSeq lists its product as uncharacterized. The transcript has a single exon. NCBI's taxonomy places the organism in Eukaryota, Fungi, Ascomycota, Eurotiomycetes, Eurotiales, Aspergillaceae. The record is from RefSeq and is a predicted model, not a curated record. The coding region runs from base 24 to 239 and encodes 71 amino acids.